This is a messenger RNA of Colletotrichum karsti, 2433 nucleotides long. RefSeq names its product lim domain protein. Lineage: Eukaryota; Fungi; Ascomycota; Sordariomycetes; Glomerellales; Glomerellaceae. Bases 1 to 2433 code for a protein of 810 amino acids. The record is from RefSeq and is a predicted model, not a curated record. The transcript has 2 exons.
AUGCAUCGCCGGAGGAGCGCUGAGAGGACGCGGAAGGUGACGCCUCCGUCACCAUCUUACAUGAACAACGAUCAAUUCGCUGCGUACCUGGCAAAUCUCAGGAACAACCGUGUUGCCCGCCCCGGCGGCGCGAGACCUCAGCCUCCCUCGUCGACUGCAAGAUCCAAACGGCCUGCCUAUGACCAGCAUAGCAUCUCCGAACCAGUUCCUCGUUCUGAGAGCCCUGCCAUAUCCGCCCUGAGCUCUAACGACGCUCCCUCCACGCGACCGAGCCCUCUACCGGCCAGCGCCAGCUUUUCCUCCCGCUAUUCCAUGUCCAGCGUCUCGGGACGCGAUUACUAUCCUCCUCGUUCUACAACCCCUUUGAAGCCUUCAGAAGUCGUGCCCACCGACACGUACAUGGAGCGAGGACAGAGAUGGAUGGAAAAAGAAGAAGCCGUGUCGCUCCGCCAAGCCAUGGAUGACAUGCGCAUCAAGGAUAAUAAAAGCUCUGCUUCUCAGAAGCAAGUCUCCAGUGCGGUGGACGACAACGCCACUACCACUUCACAGGAGGAUGAAACUCGAAUUUACAACGCCGCUCUUGACGAGGCCUCGGAGCUUGUCUGGCAACACCGAAACGGAGUGGCUUCUCCCGACCCCAAUGCUCCGUACCGAUACAAGCCCCAUAUGAGGAAGAACAGCUAUGCCCAUGCCCGCACGGCCAGUGUUGGGAAAUACGGCGAUGAGAUCGUGCCCUCCAGUCUAGCAAGAGACGAGCCAAGGUCAUGCUCGGGCAGUUCGACCGAUAGUGAGGGACGCCCCUCCCUGGUUAUGUCGCGUGAGAGCCACAGCAGAGAUGACAAGAGCCCUGAGCGCCCUUCACUGGAUUUUGGAACUUCAGGUCUCGCUGGCCCCGUUCGUUCCAAUUCUGGCGUCACAUCUUCUAGUCGCCGCCGCAGCAGCAUGAAGCGUAACAUCAGCGGUGAGGUCGAGAAACCGUUCUCCGGUGACCAGAUUUGGGAAGAGCCAGAAGGCUCGACCCGCAAAGUAACGGCAGAACCCAAGUCCGAGAAAAUGUCGGAUCUUCCUUUGGUCGAUAAGCCGAAGAAUCCUCAGAGUCAAGUCCGCUUCGCCACUGGACCCCCAGCUGACCGAGUCGCGCCCUGGAAACCCAGAUGCAAGGUUGAGAUUCAUCGGAACCCACCCUCUCAAUCACGCAACCCGCAGUACACAACCAACGCUCCCGCUGCGAAACCCGUGACAGAAGAGACAGUACCAAAGAAGAAUGGAAUGGAGAUUCGCAGUGAUGAUAUUAGGGGGGCUACAAGCAUGAAGCUGAAAGACCGCAGUGCGAAACUGCCCACGCCCACGGCCGUCAGUGAUCGACCUGGACGGCCGAUUGUAAGCUUCGACUCGAACUGGAAAGCUCCGGACGAGAAGACUGAUUCUAGGCCAGGAUCGGCUUUCGGCAUCCCCAACUCGGGACCUGCGAGUCAAAAGACCCAGCCGAUGGAGAUUCCUUCUAUCGUGGUGGCGCCGGAAGAUCCCCCGACGAACAACACACGCCGGGUCCCGGCCGUGCCGUCCAUAAGUAUUGCGGGCGUGGACGAGCCGGCCGGCAGCCACUCCGGCAUACCCGUCAUUAUCACACCCGAGGACGAUGCGGCGAACUCUGGGCCGCGACCUUUGCCUGAUCCCAAGGCCGCUUCGUCCAGAGGACGUCCUUUCCAGCGACCGCAGCGGCAUUGGUCGCAUGCUCCCGGGUCUGGCAUCCGGUCAACGACGCUGUGUUACGAGUGCGACUUCCCCAUAGAGGGCAGGUUCGUCUCGCUAGCGGGAUUAUCGGAGCGUUUCCAUCCACAGUGCUUCAGUUGCUUUGCUUGUGGUACCGGUCUCGAGGCUCUGGAGAUCAGCCCCGAGCCGGAGGCUCAUCGUCAGGCUCGCCUGGACAGGAUCAGGCGCCGAACGAAUGGAGAGAGACUUGAAGAGGAGCGAGGAAAAACCAUGGCUGAAGAUGGCGAUGAGCGUCUGCGUUUCUACUGCCAUCUGGACUGGCAUGAGCUGUUUGCGCCAAGGUGCAAACACUGCAAAACGCCAAUUCUCGGAGAGCAUGUUGUCGCGCUUGGUGAGCAUUGGCACUAUGGACAUUUCUUCUGCGCCGAGUGCGGAGACCCGUUUGAGAAGGGCAUGACGCAUAUUGAGAAGGAUGGGUACGCGUGGUGUAUCAACUGCCAGACCAAGCGGACGGAACGACGAGCGCCCAAAUGCAAGAAGUGCAGAUGUGCCGUUAUUGGACAGUAUAUCAGGGCACUGGGCGGAGAGUGGCACGAAGAAUGCUUCCGUUGUAACUCGUGCAAUGGAGGCUUUGAUGACGGCCAGAUCUUCCCUAAGGAGGACGGGGACAAGACGAUUGUACUUUGCACACGAUGCCGCAUGAUUGAGCUCAAGGCAUAA